Molecule: messenger RNA, 2199 nt
Organism: Uncinocarpus reesii 1704
Lineage: Eukaryota; Fungi; Ascomycota; Eurotiomycetes; Onygenales; Onygenaceae
Exons: 2
Coding region: 1-2199 (732 amino acids)
Biological process (GO): transmembrane transport
Cellular component (GO): membrane
Molecular function (GO): transmembrane transporter activity
Source: RefSeq, a predicted model, not a curated record
AUGGACCCUUGGAGGCCAGCUCUCGUUCCAAUAGCGCCCCGGACACAUAUUGAUAGUGUUGAAGUCAUUCCUAGUAUGACCGCUACUAAGAUUGGCACCCAACAGUUCAGGAGCCUUCAAGAAGCAAUCCGCUUUAUUGAAAAUCAUCCAAUCCAGCAGCGUUAUGGGUUGCAAAUGCAAUUAAUGCAAGGAUUGAUGUCAGCCAACCAGUUACUUGAAGACAUCAUUACUGAAUUUUAUGACUAUGUCAAAUCGUCAAGCGCAUGGGAGCAAGUGGGUCAAGUCCAGUUUGCCAGCGAUUUUCAAGAGUCUAAAACGGUUAUGGAACGGGCGUUGAAACGGCGCUCAGACAUUUCCUGCAUCAAGGAUCGUCUCAUUAGUAACUGGGGCACUGAAAGGAUUGAAGGCCUCUGGAGACAUAUCAAAAGCUUAUGGACAGCUCAAAGGGCUAGACGAGCAUUGAAUAAGUUUAGCGACUGGGACGCGUUCGUCCACCGGUUAAAUGUAUCCAUUCUUCUUCGACUUAACGCGGAAGGAGCAGGCCACCGUCGCACUGUUAAUGUGAUACCAGGUGACUUUGACUACGCAUUUGACAAUGCUAGCAAUGACAUUGCGCCAGUAAAUCUUCAGGACAUUCGACGAUUAGGAUUAGAUGUUGGCCCACAAGGGAUUUUACAGCAACUUAACCUCCCAGAGAAUUACAAGCAGCCUGUACAACGCCAAAUCAGGAGCAAUAGACCAGAGGUUGUCCCACAGUUGAUUCUGGAGCAACUUAACCUCUCAGAGAAUUACAACCAGCCUGGACGACUAGACGUUGGCCCACAAGUGAUUCUGCAGCAACUUAACCUCCCAGAGAAUUACAACCAGCCCGUACAACGCCAAACUAGGAGCAAUGCUAGUGGCGCCCCGGAAAGGAUGGAGCUUGCCGAAGACCAGGCUACGGAUGCGCUUCAAAGCGUAUCUCGCCCGCGCGGAAAUAAAUGGCGCUUGCUUAGCUGCUGCUUGAUGAAUUUUGGAAACGGCCUAAACGAUAGUGCCCCUGGAGCCUUAAUCCCGUAUAUGGAGAAAGAAUAUGAUAUCGGCUACGCCGUUGUUUCCCUCGUGUUCGUCACAAACGCGUUGGGGUUUAUCCUCGCUGCACCGUGCACCGACUUCCUUGAAGCUCGUCUAGGUCGUGCUCGAAGUUAUGCUCUGUCAUUGUCAAUGGUCGCUGUUGCCCACGCCGUUAUGAUUGCAAAGCCUCCGUUCCCGGUAGUCAUGACAUGUUUCUUUUUCAUUGGAUUUGGACUCACGGUUAAUCUUGCACUUAACAAUGUGUUCUGUGCAAAUCUCGUCAACAAUACGGCUGCGCUUGGAGGUCUUCACGGCGGCUACGGUGUUGGAGGCACGGUCUCACCAUUGGCUGCAACUGCAAUCACAGCAAGUGGUAUUCGCUGGAGCAUGUUUUAUAUCAUCCCAUUGGCUGUAGGGCUGGCCAAUAUCGCAUUCUCAGCAUGGUCUUUCCGAGAAUACGUGGAAGACCAAUCGGCAGCUGGGGACCAGCGAACAUCUUCCGAAAGACCAGCACAGAGCGCCCAACUCAGUAGAGGCCGUUUGCUCAAAGAAGCAAUAAAGAAUAGAGUUACACUUCUGGGUGCUUUAUUCAUAUUUGCUUACCAAGGUGCUGAAGUUUCCAUCUCUGGAUGGGCUGUGUCCUUCCUUGUUUCCUACCGUGGAGCGGAUAUUGCCAAAGUCGGAUAUGUCAGCACUGGCUUUUGGGCUGGUAUUACCGUUGGCCGAUUCUUACUAUCCCAUCCGGCUCAAAAGCUGGGAAGGAAGACGUCUGUGGUUGGCCUUAUUAUCGGGUCGGCCGCUUUCCAGUUGGUGGUCUGGUUGGUCCCAAAUGUCAUAGGUGAUGCGAUUGCACUCGCCAUUGUUGGUCUUCUGUUAGGCCCGGUCUAUCCGUGCGCCGCGGCGGUUUUCAGCACGCUGCUUCCACGCGGAAUCCAACUUUCGAGCCUUGGCUUUAUCAGUGCCAUGGGCAGUAGCGGCGGUGCAGUGGCCCCGUUUUUUACAGGUCUCCUGGCGCAAAAGCUCGGCACGGUAGUACUGCAUCCUAUCUGUAUUGCGUUACACGUAAACAUCGCAGGCGGUGUUAGGAGUUUCCGCUCUCAGGUCAUGACCAUUGGCAAGCAUGCCGCCAUUCCUAUUGGAUGGUAG